UGUCCACUUUGUCUUUUUCAUUGCUUUGUUAAAAGAGUUCGUACCAGUUUGUCUGUAAAGGGGCUGGACUCUCCCUACGUUUCCGUACUGUUGAACAUGCAUGACCGAGGUCCUAAGUUGUUUCCAGUGCCAUUGUUGUUCUGCUCUUCAAUUGGUUUUCCUUUAAUACUCAAGAAGUGCGAUAUAUCUCUUGUUGUUAUUUUUAAAUCCCCUUUGAAACCCCCAGUAGUACACGCGACUUUAACAGUAACGCUAGUAAUCAAAAAUAUGUUGUUUAUUUUGUACGUUGAGCGAUGCAAUAAUAUAUGCUUUCAAUACUCCAGGUUUGUCACAGCGGUGUCUUCAUAUGGCUCUGUGUCUAGAGAGGAAUACACAAUGCAAGAAGAGUCACUGAACGUUCCCACCUCUGGCUACAGUAAAACGAAUCGGGUGUUCACUCAAGAAUCCCCAAUCAAGUAUUUCAAGUGUAGUCGUUGUAUACUCCUCUUCAAAUCCAAGGUCUACCUUUUUGAACACCUCAACAAAGUGCAUGGCUGUGAUGUAGAUGCUGCUCUCAGAGAGGCUGGUUUAAAAUACACGGUGACUGACAAAGACAAAACUGACAGCAAUAGCAACAGUGCAGAAGAUGAUUUUGAAUGCCAGCACUGUGAUUUUAAAGCUUGCAGUCGGGCAAUUUUAAACGAACACGAGAGACAAUGUCAAAAAAAAUCCGAAGAUGUUAUUGGAAAUAUAAUCAUUUCUGAAAACCCGGAUACCAGCAUAAUUGUCAUGUCAGCAAACCAGCACAGUGAAGCUGCAGGAGCAAAAGAGAUUUCCUCCGUUUUUUCUGUGAUGUCUACCUCAAAAUCGAAAUGCACACUUAAGUCAUCAAAGGAUCUUAAGACGUACAAGCGGCCAUUGCAAACCAUUACCAAGUACUUUGCGGUAUCAUCUGGAUCAAAUGGGAAACCCCCAGUGGACUCGGCUGAAAGCCCACAUCUUCUAGACAGCACCAAAGGAACCAUCCUUUUGAAAGAAUCCCCCUCCAGUUCCAGCCCAAACAGUAGUGGUGUGUUUAAAGUCACUGCAAAGUCCAUGAAUGAUAUCGCCAGUGUUUCUCACCGGUUUUUGCUAGAUGACCAACUUAUAAAGCCUGACCCGAGUGCACCAAAGCCCAAUGACCAAUCCAGAGAAACCGUUCCUGACAACAUUGGUAAAAGGGCAAACAGUGAAAUCUCAAAAUGUCCUCCUGCUAAAAAAGUAAAGUCAGAAAAAGAAGAGACAAAGCUCCCACAGGAAGAACAACAAUCAUCAAGCAACACAGAGUUUUCAUUUGACGUUAGCGAAGAUGAAGGAGAAAAGAAGCUUUGUCUUGUCAAUGGAGACUCUGAAAGCUCAACAGUGUAUUCUUGUAAGCACUGUGUCUACAGUGAUGUGAGCAGUACAUGUGUAUCUACCCAUUAUCAGAACGAUCACCCUUAUGUGAGAUAUAACGCUGCUUACAUUCAGGAUCCAAGUGAUAGGAGUGCUAUCUUUCGUUGCCUGCAGUGUCCAGUUGAGUUUGUAAGUAUAGCUGCCCUCAAGAGACACUACAGUGAAAAUCACCCAGAGGCCCCAAACGUAUUCAAGAUGCAAUCAGUUGAUGUCAGUUUGGUUUUCAAGUGUUUUUUGUGUGUGUUUACCACCAACGUAUUGGAGGCAUUGAAAAAGCAUUACAAGGAAAGUCACCCAACUCAUGAAGUGGAUAAUUCCUUGCUGUACUGCAGAUAUUUGGCGACUGGAUGCCAAGAGGGAUCAACUCAGUCAAAUAUAAGUGAAAAAGCACAGAGUCCAGAAAGACCAGGAGGGAUUUCUCCUGAAAGUGCCUGUACACCAUGUAAGGGAGUCCAAAAUGACCCCUCAGCCCAACAUCCCAACUCCACAGGAGCAGAUGUGGCCUUGUACCAUUGCAACACAUGCAAGUUUAGUCAUAAGUCAGUUGUUGUUAUGCAUGUCCACUACCAAAAAAGACACCCAGGUCAAGAAAUCACAAUAGAUAAAAUCAAACAGUCAGCUUGUGUCCCAUCACGCACAACAUCACCGAUGGCGCCAGACAAAUCUCCAAACUCUGUGACAAUAACAGAAAAAUCUGCACCUCAAACGACCAUCUCAGAUUCUUCUAAGACAACAAAAAACAAAGCUGAGCAGUCGCAGCGUAAGUGCACAUCGGAAGCUUCAAAGACUCGUUCAGAGUCUCCCAAAACCAAGAAAGUGGAAUCUACUGAAGACGAAAGUAAAUGCAAGGAGUUGCCCAAAAAACGCAAUCGGGUGUCUACUGGAAUGGGCAAUUUAUCCGGCAUUUCUCCAAGCGGAUUGUUUUACUGCCAGUUUUGCAGUUAUUCAAGUACCAAUAUCAAAAGUGUUCUUGGUCAUCAUAAUGCAAAACAUUCUCUGCAUGCACUAACGUGUAUGGAAGAGAUCGUAUGUUACAGUGCUCAGAUGCAGAAAAAGAAACUCAAAAGUAAAGCUGAGGCCUCAGCAACGACUGCAUCUUCUGAUUCUAAAACUAGUAAACAAGUUGAGGUACAUGGUUCAGAAGUUCUACGUGACCAGGAUGAUGUAGCAGACGCUUCUGUGACUGAAGAUAAUGCUUAUGCAUGUGCAAAAAACUUGUUUUACUGUCAAAAGUGCAACUAUGGAAAUCCAUCGAUAAAAGGUAUCGCAAACCAUCAAAUCGGAAUUCACAAAAGCCUCCAUUACAGGAGGGUAUGUAUUAUUGAACAUACAGCUGUGAUUCGUGAUCAAAUUGAGAAAUCAAAAUCUCAAGCAAAGGAGUUCUCCUUUUCUACGGGUCUACCUCUUCCUCUUAUGGGGGAGGGAGACGAAGAUGUGUAUUUCUGCCACUUUUGCAACUACAGAAAGAGUACGGUGGACUAUGUAAUGCGGCAUUACCUCAAAAAACAUAGUGGGUUUAUGGUUAAGGGCGAACUAAUCCGUCUGUAUACCGCUAUGGUUCGCGAAAAGACAAAGAAACUACACUUAGAAACUGCAAACCAAGAAGUCACUCAUGCAUCCCUAGAGGGGAAAGGAAAUAAAAAAAUAAAGAUGGUUGGCAAAUCGCUCCCAGCUCCAGCAUCACCCUCAAUGACAGCCUCACAACCACAGAGGACCCUUCGUUGCUAUAGAUGCCCAUACAGCACUCAAUAUGUGCAGGCUUUAAAGAAGCAUAUAUGGAAAAUCCACAGGGCAAAUCGCUCAAUCACAGAUGUUUUAAGAGUGUGUUUCAAACAAGGAACUUUACAGAUGGGGUAUCACUGUGACGUGUGUGUUUUCUCUCACGAAAAAGCGGCAGCAGUCCAUGAGCACUACCAGGAACAACACCCAGGACGUAGCCCAAGCCUCGAGUACGUGACUACUCGGUUGUAUGUCGGUCCCGAUGCGCAUCCUCCUAAAAAGAAGAAACCUCAAACGAAUUGCACCGAUGGUAUUAGUGAGGGUGAUGGCACUGAUGGCAGCUCACCAUCUCAACGAUCUGGACAAAAUGAAACCAGGAAUUAUUCAUGCAGAGCGUGCUCAUUUAAAGGUAGCUCAGUGUCGUCCGUCACGCGCCACUACCGCGCUGUUCAUCCGUGGUCUGUGAAAGAAGACGGUUCGGUCCUGGGUGUCGUCAACAGCAAGAGACCAAGUGCAAACAGGCAGGUGGAAGACAAUGUAAUGCCACGGACAUUUGAAUCUUACCAAGUGCCUCUUGGAUUUGAAGCAAAAGCAUCUUCCACAUUGCUCAGUUGCCCUUACUGCCCUGUAAGAUUUCUCACCCAGCACGGUCUCAACACUCACUGCGGAAUGAAACACCAUGAAGCUGUAUACGAAGGUUACGAUGAACAUCAAGAGAAAAUCCAAACGCGCAUGCAAGUCUUCAAGUGUCCACAUUGUACCUACGUGAAUACCCUUCAUCAAGGAGUUCUCAGUCACUGCCAUAUGAAGCACCUUGCCCUCGAGCCCAGAGCGGACAGUAUUCACGCGGAUGAAGCACAGCUAUCUAAGUGGGUUGACUGUUUGAAGAGUAAAGGUCCUUAUGAUCCUGGCAAUUUCAGACUUCGUGGCUACAUAUGUGAAACCUGCCAACAGAUUUGUGCAACACAGGAGAAACUGAAUAAGCACUGUGAGAAGGACCAUACUGAGACUGUGCCAAACACGGUGCCAAACAGCGUGCCAAACACGGUGAAACCAGCCCCUAAACCAUCGUCCAUGGGUAAAAUAAAACAAUAUAAGACUCUAAGCAAUCGGGGAUUAGUAUCACAGUCUUCCUUUUUAUGUAAGAAAAUCUAUACCGUGGUUAAAUGCCAGUACUGCCGUUAUAGUUGCAGCACAAAAAUUGGGAUCGACCGACACGUGCGUGUUCACCACAAGAUGGCAUAUGUUUCUAGGCCUCAGGAUUGCAUGUACAAAUGCGUACUGUGUUCCAGUUCCUAUUACACAAAAAUACUACUUGGAAGCCAUUAUGUUAAGAAACAUGGAAGGGACAGCUUCUUAAAGUACUAUGCACCGGUAUACAAGCAGGCCCAGGAGAAGCAACCAUCAACAUCUCAUGACCGCCCUUUAACUCCGACACCAGAAAACCCUCCAGAGGCAUGCAAAAGCAGCACGACGACAGAGGAAAGCAAAACAAUGUUAGUCUACAGGUGUCCAACGUGUCCCUAUGUGAAUACAAGCUACCAUGGCACGCUCACUCACUGCCAAAUGAAGCAUCCAGACCUCGUUGCCAGGGCAGAUGAGCUCCAAACAGAGGAAAUACUUGGAACCAACUUGGUCGGGUGUACGGUUGGAAAAAGUGCUACUGAAAGAGGGUACAUUUGUCAAAUGUGUCCACUAAUUUAUCCAACAAUGAAGAAACUAAAAAGCCACUGUGAGAGGGACCACCGUCAGGCUCUGCCAGCAGCUCCUGGACAUUCAGCUGACAUUGAAACUGAAAAACCACCUGAUCUCUGCUCUCAGGGCUCAGCAUCAGAGGAGGCUUUAAAAAGCAAAACAUCAACAACAGAAAAUGGCCUCCGUCACCAGAGCACCGCUGAGACAAACAAAAUGUCCGUACAGAACAAGGUAACGCUGUACAAGUGCCACAUGUGUAGCUAUAGAGGAUUCUAUCGAAGAUACCUGCUAUGUCACUACAAAAAGACCCACAAAUUGGAUCCACUUACAACACGCAAGCUGCUACAGAAGUAUAACAAAUGCAGAAAGGCCAGGAAACAGCCCGAAGCCAAAGCCGAAGCUGAGGAAGGAGUGGCCAUCAAAUGUAGGAAGUGUCCGGAGUUGAUUUUUGACUCCUCCCAGCUGCUCGUUGCCCACUACAGUACUUUCCAUAGCUCAGAUUGCAUAUUGGACUUCACGGUGUUAUCCCGAGGAUCAAAGAAGGGUAGUACAGGUCUUUACAGAUGUGUCCACUGCAGUAAACAAAUGAAUGGAAUUAGAAAGCUGUGGUAUCACCUGGAUUGCCACAGAGAGAUGGCAAGAAAGAGGGCAGAGGCUGCAACGUCAUUGCCAAAGGCCAAAUCCAUCGAGCUCUUCAUGCAAGAUGAACUUCUCACGUUGGAAACUGUGGACGAACCGGCCCAGUGGAACGUGACACCAGGUCAGACCGUCAAUUUGCCGCCAAGCCCUCUGUCGCCACUGUCAAAACCCACGGAUGAAGAGCAACCACAGCUGGAAUCCAGAGAACAACACACUUGCAAACAGUGUCGGAGGACAUUCAUGUCGUUAAAGGGGCUGCGUUCGCAUGAGCGCAGCCAUGCAGCCGUGGCAGCCCUCAAGAAGAUGAACGUUGCGCCUACCUCAGUGUUAAAGCACAACAUUAACAAAUAUGUCCUGUUCAAAGCUGGGACCAUCAAGCCCUUCCUCUGUAGUUUCUGUUCCUAUCGGACCACCGUCAUGGGCCUCUGGAGGUGUCACUUUAUGAAAGUGCAUCAAGAUGUCAUGAUGGAACCUGCUGAGACUGACGACCAACAUGAGGAGAGCGUUCAGAGGGCCGACGCGGAGCCCUUUAACUCAUCAGAGGAAUUGAACUAUUGGCCUGAACCUGAUGAAAAACCUGACAUUUCUCAAAAAUCGCUGUACUUGGAGCCCCCAGAUGUGCAGCGGCAGUUGAACCACUACAGCUGGAGGGCACAGGCUGAAACAAACGUGCAAGAAGCCAAGUUACCGGACAACUGUGUUCUUCACUGUGAGUUCUGCAAUUUCAACACCGGACACCUGUCUAGUAUGCGACGACACUACCUAAAUCGCCAUGGAAAGAAGAUCCUCAGGUGUAAGGGCUGUGACUUUUUCACUUGUUUUAGGAAAACCCUGGAAAAGCACAUGGAGGCGGGUCACUCUGCAGGCCAGUCAGAACCUACUCAUGAGAAAGACCUCCGCUGUCCUUUCUGCCUCUACCAGACCAAGAACAAGAACAACAUGAUCGAUCACAUCGUCUUGCACCGCGAGGAACGCGUUGUGCCAAUAGAGGUGCGACGCCCGAAGCUGUCGCGUUACCUUAAAGGCGUUGUCUUCCGCUGUCACAAAUGCACUUUCUCAAGCGGGAGUGCUGACAACCUGCGUUUGCACAUGACGAGGCACGAUGACGUCAAACCCUACAAGUGUCGGCUGUGCUACUUCGACUGCACGUGGCUGAGCGACUUGGAGGCGCACCUGAGCGAUAAGCAUCAGGUUGUGAGGAAUCAUGAGCUUGUGGGUCAGGUCAGUCUUGAUCAGCUACAGGCAAGAGUUAGUAGGAUGCCAGAAGAGGAGCCUUCAUCUAACGUGGAGCACCACAACACUGGCAGUGAGGAUGUAGAAACAGAGGAGUUUGUUACUGACUGUAAUGAAGUUCUACUUGAGAUACAAGCUAAAGACCCGUCAGAAAAUACCACGAGGGGCGAAAUUACACUACAGGCCGAGGAAGCAUAUCAGAAGCGAGAGCAGGCCGGAAAGAAGGAAGGAAGCACCGCCAAGAGCUGCGUGCUGGACCUUCAGUGUGAGAAUGCAAAGCCAAACACUGUUAUCCAAGAAAAGCGUGAGCAGGAACCAGCCCAACCCAAACUGGGAGAUAGUGAGGACAGCAACAUAACGUUCACACAACAGAAAGAGGAGGCAGCAGAGGGGAGCUCACUGACAUCUGCUGAAAUAGCUGAGGAUGUCAGCAUCUGCAGGACAGAUAAGAGGGCAGAGCAGGAUGGAACGGUUAAGACAGAGGACAUUGAGACAGAGGUUGUAGAUAAUGUUAGAAGUGAGCUGGUAUUACUAGAUGAAAGAGGCAGCACCCCUCUGUCCCACAGCCCCAAAAAUCAAGUCGAUACGGAGGCAAUUUCAGCCCUCGCAAGGACAAAUCAGAUGCAGGCUAAUAACAGCAGGCCUCAGGGGAGUUUUGCAGUUGCAAGGCAUUUGCUAAGUCUCUCGUCCAAGUGUGCACAACUUAAGAUGAGCCAUGAGGAAAGCUUAGGGGUCUCAUUUACAAACUGCAAAAGGGAACAGGUGCACAAUCAGAAAACCAGUGCCGAGGUAAGAGAGCCGUAUGGGGAAAUGCCAGUACUUGAGAAUGAAUAUCUCAAAGAAGAAAUGCAGCCUCUUGGUUGUUGCAAGGAGGAAGAUGAGAGCGAUCGUCUUGAGCAAAAGCGGGACGGAGAAGAUGAGACGGUCACAAAAGACACUGAGAACGGAUGCACGAAACAGAAACAUGAUGGCAUGAAGAAUGCUGGCACUCCACAUGUGCCCAGAGGUGCUCUUACAGUCACCGAUGGAGCUGCUGAAGUCUCAUUACCAGCAGCUACUGAGGAGAAACCGUUUACUUGUGAGUUCUGUGGACGAAACCUCAUCAGCAGCUCUGACCUGCAGCGUCACAUCGUGCGACAUGGAUUAUAAUAUUUUUCAUUAUGUUGUGGACGGUUGAGAGGGCUUUCCCUAUUAUUUUUUUUGUGUUGGAAGCUUUGGACUUUAUUUUUCUUGAACUGUCCUGGACUCUCUUACUGUGGAAAUCUGUACAACCUGGUUGCAAAAACAUGUUUCAUGUUUUGUAGAAUGUAAACCUUUUUCUAUUGACAUGUUUUUAUGGUACAGCUCUUGUACGUAGGAUAUGGUUUAAGUAACUAAAACUUAACCGAGACUUUGACUGUAUAAAGUGUGAUACGUUGACAUUAAUAUCCUUAAAGACAAUAAUGGAUAUCCAUGAAUAUCUAUCAGCCAAUGCAAAGAUCCUUUCUUUUUUAUUAUUCCUUGAGUGUAUGUGAAGAUAUUAAUCAUUAAUACUGUAAAACAUGCAAAACUGUUGACACUGUGAAUAAUUGUUACACGUAAACUGGUAACUAGACCAACCUUAAAAAACACUGAUUUGUGGGAACAGCUUGUGCUGCCUUCAGGUGCUGUUAAGUAUUUGAACAUGAAUUGGUGUGUACCUUGACAUCGAGGAAGUGAGUCAUUUAACCAGUACUAAAGUAGUAUUUUGUUUGAAAUAAAGUUCUGUUAACUUUUUAAAA
Messenger RNA from Anarrhichthys ocellatus (wolf-eel), 8459 nucleotides. Its product is annotated as zinc finger protein 462-like. Lineage: Eukaryota; Metazoa; Chordata; Actinopteri; Perciformes; Anarhichadidae. Gene Ontology annotation, cellular component: nucleus. The transcript is spliced from 10 exons. The record is from RefSeq and is a predicted model, not a curated record. Bases 97 to 7848 code for a protein of 2583 amino acids. Gene Ontology annotation, biological process: positive regulation of transcription by RNA polymerase II.